GCUGUUCACAAAAGCUCCACAGCCUCCACAAUGACCCUGAAGAUGACUCCCUCUGCCAGCCUGCUACUGCUGCUCCUGCUUGGCCUCUCUCAGGCACAACCUCUCCAGGAGGAAGGAGACCAAGAAGAAGUCCCAGACACUGUGGACAUCACCACCAGGAUUCUGACCUCCAACAACCACACGGAUGAGAUCCUCCUGGAAGGAGACCUUCUGGCUCCCAGAACCAGAAAUGCCUUAAAGUGCUUGUCCCAAAGCUGCCUGUGGAAGAAAGGCUCCAAUGGCUUGGUGACAAUCCCCUACACCGUGAGCCGUGAGUUCACCGGCUCUGAGAGGCAGAAGAUCGAAUAUGCCUUGAGGUCCUUCCACAGUAUAACCUGCAUCCGCUUUGUCCCCCAUCGGAACCAGAACGGCUACAUCAGCAUUGAGAACAAAUCAGGAUGUUACUCGGCUCUGGGCAAACAGGGGGGCAAACAGAUGCUUUCUCUCAACAGACGGGGCUGCCUCCACCACGGUACCAUCCAGCACGAGAUCAACCACGCUCUGGGCUUCCGGCAUGAGCAGACCAGAAGUGACCGGGAUCGCUACGUCAGGAUCAACUGGGAGAACAUCAACCCGCAGAUGGCCUACAACUUCCACAAAAAGGACACCAACAACCUCAACACUCCCUACGACUACUCCUCCAUCAUGCACUAUGGAAGAACAGCCUUCUCUUUCCAGAAGGGAAAGGACUCUAUCACCCCCAUCCCUGAUGCCACUGUCCAGAUUGGCCAGAGGGAGGGAAUGUCCUACUGGGACAUCCAGAGGGUCAACCUGCUCUAUCGAUGCUAAAUACAAUGUUGAUAACAAGUUCAAUUAAUUCACACUUCACUCUCUGUAAUCGACCUGAUGUCACUUUCCACUGUGGAUAAAGUUGUAGAUCAAAAAUAAUUGUUAUUCCGUAUGUUCCGUUAGCAGAAUGCUUAAAACCUCGUGUAGUAACAGGCCAAAUUAAUGUGAAUAAUUGUUUAUUUAAAAAAAAGAGAGACAAAAUAUUGCUAAGUUGUUAAAACUUUUGAAGGUGUUUCAUAAACAUGUUAAGUGCAAUCCCUUCUUUCUUGAGUCUGUUUGCUCGUGCAAAAGGAAACGCAAUUAAUAUAGAUGAAUGAUAUUUAAUCAUGACUA
Molecule: messenger RNA, 1161 nt
Organism: Mugil cephalus (flathead mullet)
Lineage: Eukaryota; Metazoa; Chordata; Actinopteri; Mugiliformes; Mugilidae
Product: high choriolytic enzyme 1-like
Exons: 1
Coding region: 31-828 (265 amino acids)
Biological process (GO): proteolysis
Molecular function (GO): metalloendopeptidase activity; zinc ion binding
Source: RefSeq, a predicted model, not a curated record